UUAAUAAUGUGCUUCAGGUGUGUUUCUCCUUCUCUGCGAAGUCUGAGACCCUCUGUGUGGAGAGUAUUAUACUACAGUCCAGUGUGGGGAAUCAGCCACAGCAGCACAGCUUGGUGCAAUGGACAACUCAUCUGACUACAGAUCAGAAGAUUCUAGGUCAGUCAUGCAGUCCUGUAGUUCUACUGUCUGUGUCCUGAUCUUACUGACAACUACACUCACUACUGAUUCUGAGUCAGCAGUUCAUUCAGUAAAGGUGAAUCUUCAUGACUCUGCUACUCUGUCCUGCUCUGAGAGAUGCUCUGGUUUGGUCAGAUGGACUGUGUACCAUAAACCCACUGAUGUUCUGGCUGAGUGUGAUCAGACUUCAUGUAGAUCAGUGAAGGAGGGAUAUCAGAUGAUCCAUGAUGAGUACCUGAAGGGGAAUCUCUCUCUCACCAUCACUGACGCUGAUUUCAGUAAGAGAGGCUGGUACACGUGUUGGUGUGACAACAAAGACGUCUGUGAUGUGAAUCUACAGAUUGAGCCCUUGAAUACUCCCGUUCAGAUAAAGCCUGGUGAAUCUCUGGUGCUGAAGUUGGACAUAUUAGAUCCAGUGAAGGUUAUUUAUAACAGCACUGAUGCAGCUGGACCAUCCAGUGGUCAGAUAUGUACAGUGGAUGGACGCUCAACACAAUGUAAACCUGAAUAUAAACAGAAAAUGGCACUGUUCUCUGCUCUUGAGCUGAGAGGAACGACGCCAUCUGACAGUGGAGAUUAUAUUAUAAUGGACAUCAGGAAUGAAGAGGUCAUUCACAUCUACACAGUGACCAUCAAAGAUGACCAGCCAUGUCCAUGCAGAGAUCAGAGAGCUGUUGUACCAGCAUGGAUGUUUGCUCUGACGAUGGUUGCACUAGUAAUUGUGUGUUUGGUAUCAGUGGUGAGGAGUUUGCGAAAGAGGAGAGAAACUGAACGGCACUGAAUCAUAACUGCAGGGAAAAUCGAGUUGAACUAAAAAAAAACUGCAACGUUCAACUUCUGUUAAAAAUGAUGAAAAAGAAAUGAGUUAUUUGCUGCUUGUAUUCAGGAAACCUGCAAGAUCCAAUCCAAGAUCUAAGACCAAUUAUCCAAUCAGCCAAUCACAUGGCAGUAUGAGUCUAGAGGUUCAUUUAGGAUUCCCCCCAAACAUCAUGGAAGAAGAAAUUGGGAUCUAAAUGACAAUCAGAACAGGGAGAAGCAGCGAAAGGAGGACAAGAACAGGGAGAAGGAGUAAAGAAGGAUCGGACAGGGAGAAGGAGCUAAAGGAGGCUCAGAACAGGGAGAAGGAGUGAAAAGAGGGUCAGAACAGGGAGAAGGAGCUAAAGGAGGAUCAGGACAAGGAGAAGGAAAGGAAGGAGGAUCAGGACAGGGAGAAGGAGCGAAAUGAGGAUCAGAACAGGGAGAAGGAGUGAAAGGAGGAUCAGAACAGGGAGAAGGAGCGAAAGGAGGAUCAGAACAGGGAGAAGGAGUGGAAGGAGGAUCAGAACAGCGAAAGGAGUGAAAGGAGGAUCAGGACAGGGAAAAGGAGUGGAAGGAGGAUCAGAACAGCGAAAGGAACGAAAGGAGGAUCAGAACAGGGAGAAGGAGCGAAAGGAGGAUCAGAACAGGGAGAAGGAGCGAAAGGAGGAUCAGGACAGGGAGAAGGAUUGGAAGGAGGAUCAGAACAGCGAAAGGAGCGAAAGAGGAUCAGAACAGGGAGAAGGAGCGAAAGGAGGAUCAGAACAGGGAGAAGGAGCUAAAGGAGGAUCAGGACAGGGAGAAGG
Messenger RNA from Colossoma macropomum (tambaqui), 1778 nucleotides. RefSeq lists its product as uncharacterized. The transcript has 6 exons. Bases 119 to 958 code for a protein of 279 amino acids. The record is from RefSeq and is a predicted model, not a curated record. NCBI's taxonomy places the organism in Eukaryota, Metazoa, Chordata, Actinopteri, Characiformes, Serrasalmidae.